GUGACGCGAAAUGUUUACGAACUAUCACUCAUGUGUGGGGAUUGGUGGGGUGGCGUGUAUUUUUUCGUAACUGGGAGUGCCCUUAAGUAGUCACAUCCCAAUUUAUCACUGUGGACACCUGCUUCACUAUCAGGAGAUAAUGUCAUUGUCUUCUGGACUUUCUUACAGGAAUCUACAAGUAUGGCAAGCCAAACACCAAAAAGACGACGGCAAAAAUAUUGCUCGAUCAUCUGUGAUGAGAACACUCAUGUUACAAGAUCACUACUCAAAAAGCUUGUGAGGGCCAAACAAACACCUGAAAUAUAUAAAGAAGUCGUUAGAAGCCAACGAAGAAAAGGCAAGUUGUUUAGGGCUCCAGACAUCCAUUCCAGGUCUUCAUGUAAGGGUAGUGAAGAGAGGACGGAAGAACAAUUAAAUGAAGAUAUUAGUCAAGUUAGUGAGGAAACAUCGCUCGAUUAUGAUUGUAGAAGUCUGUCUUGGGAUAAUCUAAAUGAAGAUUCUCCUGAGGACAUAGGAGAAGAAGACAGGGAUAACUGUGUUCGCAAAAAAUCCUUCUCCAAUGCACAUGAAUUGGGAAAACAACAGUCAGUGUUAUCUUCAGUUUCUCCUUCAUCUGAAAGUGACCUCCAGUGGCAGUCAGAGGUAUAUUCUGACUUAGAAGAUAUUGCUGAAGAAAUGUCACAGAAAACAAACAAAUCACGUAAAUCUGUAAGCAAUGAAAAUAGUGUAGCCUCUCCAGGAGUAAUCACAAGAUCACAGUUGAAACAACUUGCCAAUGCCAAGUCAGUUCCAGAAGAAUACAAACAUGUUCUUGGAGAAGCCCAGCCAAAUCGAAGAAAUCAGAAGCAUGGGAAGUCUCUUAAUAGUGAAAAACUGUCAUCUCCACGUAAGCUUUCUGCUACUACAAAGGCCAGAAGAGUAUCAAAGAAAAUGAAUCAGAAGGAGAAAAUACAGAGUUCAUCUGAGCAAAACAAUUCUUUAGAGAUAGAAGAAAGCUUCGAUGUUGAAAUGCGUGAUGAUGCUGAUUUAUCUGCAGAAGAAAGUAUAGUUAACACCCCAAAAUCAGCAGGAAGUGCUGGAGAAAGAGUAAGGCCAAAGAAUAAAAGAAAGAAGGAAGACAAAGUGGACGAGAGUGCUUUCAAUAGCGUGUGUGACAGUAGUUCAGGAGAGCAGGCUACUAGUAAAAUGGAAUUCAGUGAAGGAGAAAGUGUUGCAACUAAAGAAUCAGUCACAGUUAUAUCACAAGAAAAAAGUUUUGAGAAAAAGAAGGCAAACCAAGAAGCAGGCAUUGAUUCAGUGGAUUCCAAAACAGAUAAUAUGGAAACAGAUAGUAAAAAUGAUGAUGAGAGCUUGCGCUCUGGUAAUAAAACUACGUUGAAGAGUUGUGAUGUGUAUGACAAGAAGAGUACUGUAGGUAAGAAAAUAGGCAGAAAACGUAAAGGAUUUUCUAAAAUCAGCAGUGCAUCAGAAGAAGAAAUAUUAGACACCAUACACCCAAAGGAAAGGGGGAAUUCUGCAUUGGGGCGAAAUAAUUCAAUAUGUGAACCUGUUGACAUGUCAAUCAGUGAAGACUGCAGUGGAACAGAGAAAAUACGGUACCUUUCAAAAUCUGCACCGAGCGACUCUGAAGUAUCUGAAUCACUUGCUGAAAAUCAUAAAAAUUUAGCUCAGGAGGUAUCAAUAACUAACGGGAAGACAAAAUUAUUGAAGAAAGAUAAAUUAUCUGUGAAUCAGGGCGCACAAAAAUCAUCAGAAGUUAGCAGUGCAACAAGCAGCAGUUACAAUUCUGGCUAUGAAAUCACUCCAUCAAAAUCACUAGUUGUAUCUAAAGAGCAGUCUUUGUCUACCAAAACAACAGAUUCCGGGAUUACUGGCAUGGUAGACAGCAAUCCAUACUGUGAUUCUGACAGUUGUACAAGUGACAAACAACAAACUCUUGAUGGCACUCAAAAGUUAAUAAGUUAUCCAGACAACAAUACAAAAGAGGAGCAACAUAAUAUUUCUGGAAAAAGCAGUGUCAUAAAUAGUUCAGGAAGUAUUGCGAAAACGAGUUUAUUGCCACAUGAAGGUAUUCCUUCAUGCAGUGGUGGAAAAACAUCAGAAGUUAGGCCACCAUUUCUCUUACGAAUGAGGCCAACAAUGAAUGAAGAGCCUGUAGACUCUGAUUCAGAUGCAGAAUCUCGUAAAGCUAUUAUGCUAUCUGCACAACGACGUAUCGAACAAAAUUUGAGCACAACAGAUUCAGAAGGGCGUAGAUUUUCAUCACACCAAACACCAACUUCCAGUUUACCUGAUGCUGAAGACUCAGAUGAUGCACCACCUGAGAGCAUGACAUUUGAGGCAGGACGGAACACUGCUACAGAAUCCUUACGUGAUGCUGUUGAAAGCAUAAGGCGUGACCGACAGCGACGUAAAGAGAAGAGGAGAGCCAGGCUUGAAAAGUUGCGCCAACAGAAGGAAGAGAAGUUAAUAAGAUUGAAGGAGCGGCUUGCAAGUCAGGAAGAUGCCUCUUGUAGCAGCUCAGAGGAAUCUGGUUAUGAAGAUGAAGAGGUCAGGCAUUACAAGAAGAAACCUCUGUCUAGAGAGAAAGCUAAAACAGAAAAGGAAAUUUCUGAGCGAACAACAAAAUCAAAGAAAAAGUCUUCCAAUACAGAAGGGCGAAUUGCAAAAACAAAGGAGAUGGACAGUGGUACUCAGGAGGAUCAUCACACUGGUAUAAGCAAUGGUUUAACAAAAAGAUUACCGGAUGAAUUACUUGAACGUCUUUCAGAGAAAGCCCCUACCACAAUGAAAGUGACACUUUCUGAAAAGACAGAGGAAAAUGGAAUUAAUAAUAAUGUUACUUCCAUACAAAAGAAACGCAAGAAGGUUCUACUUCCCAGCAGCGAACAGAGUGAUGAACCAUCAGAUUCUCAGAGCUUCAAGAAACCAACUACUCUUGAUUACAUUCCACUGAAGAGCAGUGCUUCAACAAAAUUUGGUAUCAUGUCCUAUGAUAAAGUGGUAAAUGUUUCUAAGUCAGCAGCACAGAAAGCAGCUGAAUUCCGCCAGAACAUGAUGUUUGGAAAUCGCCAUAAGAGAGAACCUGCAAAUUCAGGCCUGAUUUAUCAACAGAAAAUAAAGGCAUCUGGGAAAGACGUUUUUGCACGGAAGAAAUACUGACUUCGUACACAGUUUUCUGUUUCUGUACGCAGGGAACAUAUAUUUGAAUCUAUCUGUAAAAAAAAGUAAGAUUUUACAUGGGCUUACAUAAAUAGUGAAUGCAUCACUUGGAAACAUGUUGCUAAGGGUACCUAGUUAAAGUACCUUGUAUGAUAGUGUUGCUGCUCUUGUUUAUAAUGUAGAAUUUAAAAAUGUUGCUCGUCUGAAAGACUAAAAUAUUGUUUUGUAUCAUAUGUAUAGCGUUAAUAUUUUAAAAUUGAUUUUGGUUAUAAUAAAUGUUUUACCUUGUUAUGUGUGGUUUCUUUCUCUCAUGAAUCAGCAGUAUUGAGAGGUUGUAAUGGACUUGUACUGUUGUUAGUGUAUUAAAAAGCAGUAAUAAAUGAGAUACACAAUC
This is a messenger RNA of Schistocerca nitens (vagrant locust), 3556 nucleotides long. RefSeq lists its product as uncharacterized. The record is from RefSeq and is a predicted model, not a curated record. Lineage: Eukaryota; Metazoa; Arthropoda; Insecta; Orthoptera; Acrididae. The coding region runs from base 181 to 3162 and encodes 993 amino acids. The transcript has 8 exons.